Molecule: messenger RNA, 1476 nt
Organism: Lates calcarifer (barramundi perch)
Lineage: Eukaryota; Metazoa; Chordata; Actinopteri; Centropomidae
Product: low affinity immunoglobulin gamma Fc region receptor III-A
Exons: 10
Coding region: 80-1078 (332 amino acids)
Biological process (GO): cell surface receptor signaling pathway
Molecular function (GO): transmembrane signaling receptor activity
Source: RefSeq, a predicted model, not a curated record
CAGGAAGAGGAAGUACUACACCUCCACCUACAUCACAUUUACUUCAGUCUGAUGCUCAGUCAGUCAGCAGCAAGACGACAUGGAGGUCACAGCUCUCUGCUUCAGACUGAUGGUGAAUGUGUUGUUGCUGCUCACUGCUCAGGCUCAGAAGUCUGACAGAGUUUUUCUUCGUAUUGAACCAAACAGUCAGCAGUUCUUUGACUAUGAACCCAUCUCAUUAAAAUGUGAAGGGACCCACAGCCCAGCAGAAUGGAAAGUGAUGAGAAGGAUUACCUCAGAUAUUACUGAGUGUGAGUCGUCUACAGGAUCGUUGGAUAUUCCAGCUGCCUUUGUCUCCCACAGUGGAGAGUACUGGUGUGAAAAUGCAGAGGGAGAGAGAAGCAACACUGUCAACAUCUCUGUCACUGGUGAUGGUGUGAUCCUGGAGAGUCCUGCUCUGCCUGUGACAGAGGGAGAUGCUGUUACUCUGCGCUGUAGAAGGAAGGGAAGUUCCUCUGACCUCCCGGCUGAUUUCUAUAAAAAUGGCCUCAUCAGUGGGACUGGAUAUACAGGCCAGAUUACCAUCCCCAGUGUUUCCAAGUCUGAUGAGGGGCUGUAUAAGUGCAGCAUCUCUGGAUCUAACGGAGAAUCACCAGAGAGUUGGCUGGCUGUCACAGCAGCAAAUACCACACCUUCCACACCUCAAGAGAGACAGACUCACCCAAGUCAAGAGUCUCCUCCUAACCACCUUGGCUUAAAUCAGCUCUCCAUCCAGUUAUCAGUUGUCUUCACCAUUUUGUGUGUGGCUGUGCUGCUGUUGGUGAUGGGACUACUUCACUGUCGCAAACAAAGAGUUGCAUGUUUUUCCUCUGAGAUGCCAAGAGGAGGCUCAGACCCAGCUGUAGCUGAUCCACACAUGGCUACAUAUGCUAAUGUCACAAACGACACAAGAAGAAGAGGUUGUCAAGAGGAAAAUGUAUCUGACCCAAACAAUGUAACAUAUGCUGUUGUCAAUACAAAGAGGAAAGAGAGAGUUUCUAGAGAGGCAGAUGUAUGUGAUUCAGUCAAAGCAACAUAUGCUCUUGUACAAAGGACAUAGAGAGGUCACUUACAGCAAAAACACCUGACUGAUGGAUGGAGCUGUUACAUUGUUGUGCAAGGAUAUGCAUCCAUACUGUGGGCUGCUACAGUAAUUUGUAGCUUUUUCAAUUAACAUGUUUAAAUAUUUUUUGAGAUACAUAUUAAAGUUAAGAUUAAAAUAUUCAGUGAGACUGAACUAUGUUUAUAUCUGUUAGCCUGUGUUUAGUUUGUGUAAUGAUGCUUGUUGUGUAGCUGAUCUGUUUGGUUUGUUCUUGCCCAAGAGUUGCAUCUUUUUUCAGUUUUUUUUCUCUCUAAAUUUGCUUUCAUAUACAUUUAUGACUUCAGAGUUUUCUAAAGAGGCGUGCUGGAAAAAUGAAUGUAAUGAAUCAAUGAAGUAAUUCAACAAAGUAAAUAAAA